Messenger RNA from Penicillium chermesinum, 399 nucleotides. RefSeq lists its product as uncharacterized. The coding region runs from base 1 to 399 and encodes 132 amino acids. The transcript has a single exon. The record is from RefSeq and is a predicted model, not a curated record. NCBI's taxonomy places the organism in Eukaryota, Fungi, Ascomycota, Eurotiomycetes, Eurotiales, Aspergillaceae.
AUGGUCCGUGACCGGCGAUGCCGUGGCACUACGAAGUCCAAUCAGAACGACUGGGUUGAACAGCGUCAGUGGUACUGUAGAAGUAUGGCACCCAGGCUUGACGCAUGGCGGCUCGAACUCAUCCGUGACAUGAUCCAAGACCCUCAUCCAUAUACUAACGCGCAGGUCGCCGAGGCUGCCCAUUGCACCGCACGAUCAGUCAGCACUCUCCGCUCGAACCUACGAUGCUUUGGAAGAGCCAGAGCGCCAGCCAACGGUAUCGGCCGACGACGAACGGUUACCCCACCUAUGAUCGAAGCUCUCUGCGAGCGUCUCGUUAAAAAGCCGGAUCUCUUCCGAGUUCCAUGGUAUUUCAGAGAUCGACAGCUAUUCCUGAUUGGGAGUAAUGUCAGCAUUUAA